Aphanomyces astaci is the source of this 1261-nucleotide messenger RNA. RefSeq lists its product as hypothetical. The coding region runs from base 96 to 1160 and encodes 354 amino acids. Gene Ontology annotation, molecular function: L-threonine 3-dehydrogenase activity. Gene Ontology annotation, biological process: L-threonine catabolic process. The record is from RefSeq and is a predicted model, not a curated record. NCBI's taxonomy places the organism in Eukaryota, Oomycota, Saprolegniomycetes, Saprolegniales, Verrucalvaceae. The transcript has 4 exons.
CUCAAGGUCAGCGAAGCGUUACCGGGCUCGUUUAUCCAUCCAUCUCGACCAAGCCUCGUCACUUGUCACUUGCGGAUUCUCCUUGCCCAGUGAACAUGGUCUUCCUCCGCCGCGCCCUUCACACCGCCCGCCGCUUCUCCACGGCCACGGUGCCCAAGGCCAAGGCGUCCGACUACACCGGCGGUUUCGACGUGUUCGACCAAGGCCGCCGCAUCCUCGUGACGGGGGGCACCGGCCAAAUCGGCAUGGAAUUGGUGCCGUAUUUGCGCAACUUGCACGGUCGCGACGCCGUGAUCAACUCGGACAUCAAGAUGGCCAGCAAGGCCGAGCAAAAGUCCGGACCGUUUGUCUACUGCGACGUCCUCAACGCCGACGGGUUAGCGCGCAUUGUGCUUGAAAAUGGCAUCGACACCAUUAUCCACAACGCUUCCCUCUUGUCUGCCAUCGGCGAGAAGAACCCUCAACUGGCCCUUAAGGUCAACACCCGCGGGUUGGAAAACGUGUUGGAGCUCGCUCGCCUCAACAACCUCCGAGUGUUUGCUCCGUCCACUAUCGCGGUGUACGGCCCUUCAACACCGCAAGACAACACGCCAGACAUUACCGUCAUGCGCCCCACGACCAUGUACGGCAUCACUAAAGUGCAUUUGGAGCUCUUGGGCGAGUACUACCACGACAAGUUUGGCGUGGACUUUCGGUCGAUUCGGUACCCCGGCAUCAUCUCGUCGGAAGCGUGGCCCGGUGGAGGAACGACGGAUUACGCCGUCGAAAUCUUUUACGAAGCGCUCAAGAAGGGCAGCUACAAGUGCUUUUUGGGCCCCAAGACGUGCCUCCCCAUGAUGUACAUGCCCGACUGCCUCCGCGCCACCAACGAGUUGCUCGAAGCACCGUCCGAGUUGCUCAAGCAACGCGUGUACAACGUCACGGCGCAAGCGUUCACGCCCGAGCAACUCGCCGAAUCGAUCCGCAAGGUGAUCCCGUCGUUUGAGAUUACGUACGAACCAGACUUCCGCCAAGCGAUCGCCGACACGUGGCCGCGGUCCCUGGACGAUUCCCUUGCCCGUGAACACUGGGGCUGGAAGGAACAGUACGACUUGGACUCGAUGGUCGCACACAUGCUGGAAGCGUUGGACGCCAAGCUCAAGAAGCUCGGCCACCUGUAAGGAUGGAUCCCAGCGACCUUACAGCGUUGACAAUAACGAGAUAUAGAGACCACACCAUAUACGUACGUUUUUUGUUUUCAAAUAGGCACACUAUAUUUCGU